UUUCCUGAUGCUUUUAUGCUAACGAGCUUGGUUACUUCUUUUCAGCUAACAAAAACAUACGGCCCUGUCUUCAGUCUUUAUCUUGGAGGAAUACCUGCAGUCUUUAUUCAUGGGUUUCCUUUAGCAAAAGAGGCCCUCGUGACAAAAGGCAUAGAAUUUGCUGGGAGAGCAUCAUUUCCUAUCAUGGAUUUCCUCACUAGGAAGAAAGGUUUACUGACAUUAAGAUAUGGUGAAGCAUGGAAGGAGCAAAGAAGGUUUUCAUUGUUGCUUCUCAGAAACUUUGGAGUGGGCAGAAAAUCAAUGGAAGAAAAGAUCCUGGAGGAGGCAACUUGUUUGAUUCAAGUGUUCACUAAAAACAUGAAUGUGCCUUUUGAUCCUUUUGGGUUUCUGGACGCUGCAGUUGCCAACAUAAUGUCUACCAUAUUAUUUGGAAAACACUUUGAAUAUGAUAACGGCUUCCUCAAAACUCUGCUGGAUAUGAUACAUCAAAAUUCCCGAAUAAUAGCAGGACCCUGGGCCUUGCUUUACAAUGAGGUGCCCUUUGUGAGAAGCCUUCCCCUGCCCCAUCAGAAAUUAUUAACACUUACAAAGAAAAUGGACACUAUCUUUCAACAAGAGAUCGAAGAGCACAAGGCAACUUUGACUGUAGGAGAACCUCGAGAUUUCACUGAUGCAUAUUUAGAAGAAAUGCAGAAGCCAGAGAGGAAAGGGUCAAGUUUUGAGGAAGAGCAGCUACUAAUCUUACUGUCUAACCUAUUUGUGGCUGGAACAGAGACGAUGGCGUCAACACUGCAGUGGACGUUGCUCUAUUUGAUGGCCUUUCCAGAGAUCCAAGAGAAAUGCUGGAAGGAAAUAGACAUGGUGGUAGGAAACAAGGCAAUUGUGAAGUAUGAAGACAGGAAAAAGUUGCCCUACACCAAUGCCGUCAUUCACGAAAUCCAACGUGUUUCAAAUGUUGCUCCUCUUGGAAUUCCUCAUGCCUCCAUUACAGAUGUGCAGUUUUUCCGAUAUAAAAUUCCCAAGGACACCAUGGUUUUUGUCAAUAUCCAGUCUGCCCAUCGUGAUGAAUCUCAGUGGAAGUUCCCACAUGAGUUCAACCCCUCCAACUUCCUGAAUGAAGAGGGAGAGUUUGUGAAGCCGGAAGCCUUUUUGGCAUUUUCAGCAGGACCGAGAGUCUGCUUAGGGGAAAACUUGGCUCGGAUGGAGCUCUUCCUCAUCUUCACCAGCAUUCUCAGAAAUUUCCAGCUAUUGUGGCCAGACAAAUCCCAAGCUCCGGAUUUCACACCACACUUUGGGGUUACACAAUCCCCAUCUUGCUUUAAGGUGUUGCUGAAAUGUCGCCAGCCAAGUGGGUAGAUCGAAGUGAGGAUCUGCAAGGCAACUGAUUCUCUCCAACAGCUGGAGGUCUUCUUUACUUCAAAUUCACCACAAGAUCAUUUUUAAAAUACAUAAAUAAAGCGCUAUCUCAUGCCACA
Molecule: messenger RNA, 1475 nt
Organism: Pantherophis guttatus
Lineage: Eukaryota; Metazoa; Chordata; Lepidosauria; Squamata; Colubridae
Source: RefSeq, a predicted model, not a curated record